This is a messenger RNA of Echinostoma caproni, 267 nucleotides long. NCBI's taxonomy places the organism in Eukaryota, Metazoa, Platyhelminthes, Trematoda, Plagiorchiida, Echinostomatidae. The record is from the annotation of a GenBank genome assembly.
AUGAACAGAAAUGAGAGGCUCCACAUUACUAGCGCCCAAAAUGAAACCAGUGGAAACGAAGAGUUGUUCACGAAUAUUGUAAUGGAAGGUGGUUCCAAGAAAGUCCAGGCUGGCGAACGAAUCAAGAAUAGGGCCGAUCCAAUCAAGUGCACAGACGUAGCGGCUGGAAGUACUUCGCGAGACAAUGUCGACUACCACUCGAAACGAACGAAUCAGCAAUUACAGCCCGAGGGACAAUCCGCAUCUGGCCAGAAAGAUAUCCACUGA